Messenger RNA from Odobenus rosmarus divergens (Pacific walrus), 2685 nucleotides. RefSeq names its product schlafen family member 5. Lineage: Eukaryota; Metazoa; Chordata; Mammalia; Carnivora; Odobenidae. The coding region runs from base 7 to 2685 and encodes 892 amino acids. The record is from RefSeq and is a predicted model, not a curated record. The transcript is spliced from 4 exons.
GAGAAGAUGAGUGUCAAGGUGGAUUCGGAAACAAACUUUGCCGAAUGCGUCUUAAAUGUAGGAAAAGUCAUCCUUGGGAAUAAACAAAGGAACGAAAUGAAGCCUCAACUGCAGAAGAAACAGAAUAAAAUCAUCAUGAAUGCAAUAUGUGCUCUGCUGAAUUCUGGUGGCGGAGUGGUCAAGGCUGAGAUUGAGAACAAAGACUACAAUUACGAAAUCCAUGGAGUAGGACUGAAAAUGCCUUCAAUUUUUAAAGGCUAUUUAGAUGAGAUGCAGCAGGGAGACCUCUUUUUUAUUUUUGUGAAGUCGUGGAAUGCUGAGGCCUCUGGUGUACGACUGGCAACCUUGUCCUCCAAUUUGUACCACAGAUACAGAGCAUCGACUGAUGUCAUGAAUUCUCAGGAAGCACUGGUGUUCCUCAAAGGGAGAACUCAGACUCUUGUGAAUACUAAUGAUUCCAGUUCGCUAAGUCCCCAGAAAGUUCGGGUUGGUGUACAAGAUGAUGCUAACAUAAGGGCCUCAGCUGCUGCUUUAUUUGCUAGAACUCACCUUCAGUUCCUAGAAGAGCUCAACUUUACUACGUCCCUCCACGUUGAAUUUAAAAUGUUCUCAACAGAGGUGUCCCAGUGCUUUAAUGAGAGUCUCCCCAGUUGUGUGUCUGCAUUUGCAAACACCGAAGGAGGGUAUAUAUUUUUCGGUGUGUGUGAUGAGACCAAGCGAGUCAUUGGAUGUGAAAAGGAGAAAGUAGAUCUUGUUGCCUUGCUUCAUUCUAUUGAUUACUGUAUUAGGAAACUACCUGUCCAUCAUUUCUGUACACAGAGGCGUGAGAUAAAAUAUGAUGUCAAAUUCCUUGAAGUGCACGAUAAAGGGGCCCUCCAUGGAUAUGUCUGUGCAGUCAAGGUGGAACGAUUUUGCUGUGCAGUGUUUGCCAAAGUGCCAAGUUCCUGGCAGGUGAAGGACAAUCGUGUGAAACAGCUGCUCACAAAGGAAUGGAUAGCUUGGAUGAUGGAGGCUGAUCCAGAUCUUUCCAGAUUUUCUGAGAUGGUCCUUGCACUGAGUUUGUCAUCCAGCACAGCACGUAGCAGGACUGUGUGCACUCAUAAGAAUUUUGAAUGUCUGAAAGAACAGCAAAAACGUUACUUUCCAGUAUUAUCAGACAGAGUGGUAUAUACUCCAGAAAACCUCUACAAGGAACUGUUCUCAAAACAUAAAGGACUCAGAGACUUAAUAAAUAAGGAAAUGCGCCCUUUCUCUCAAGGAAUACUGAUUUUUUCUCGAAGCUGGGCUGUGGACUUGGGUCUGCCAGAGAAGCAGGGAGUAAUCUGUGAUGCUCUUCUGCUUUCCCAGAACAACAUCCCCCUCCUCUACACCAUCCUCAGUGAGUGCGAUGCAAGCAGGACGGGCUAUUCUAUGACAGUCGCCCGUACCUUAAAGCAGAAGCUGGUGAACACAGGUGGCUACACUGGGAAAUUGUGCAUCACUCCCUUGGUCUUCCUGCUGAAUCCUGAUAGAACAGCAGAGAAUCUUCAUGGUUCAGAUUUGCAAAUUUACCCCGAGUCCUAUAACCUUGCAACCACCCAGCAAGUGGAAGCUCUGUUACAGUCCCUUGUGAUAGUCUUGCUUGGGUUCCGAUCUUUCUUAAGUGAAGAGCUGGGCUCUGAGGUUUUGAACAUACUCACAGAUAAACAGUAUGAGUUGCUGUCAAAGAACAUUCGCAUGACCAGAGAACUGUUUAUUCAUGGCUUACCUGGAUCAGGGAAGACCAUCCUGGCUCUUAGGAUAAUGGAGAAGAUCAGGAAUGUGUUUCACUGUCAACCAAGAGACAUUCUUUACAUCUGUGAAAAUCAGCCCCUGAGGAAGUUUGUGAGUUUCAGCAAGAAAAACAUCUGCCAGGCAGUGACCCGGAAAACCUUCAUGAAAAAUGACUUUCAAAAGAUUCAGCACAUCAUCAUUGAUGAAGCUCAGAAUUUCCGCAUUGAAGACGGAGACUGGUAUGAGAAGGCAAAAAACAUCACUCAGAGAGAAAACGAUUGCCCAGGAAUUCUCUGGAUCUUUCUGGACUACUUUCAGACCAGCCACUUGAGCCACAGUGGCCUCCCUGCUCUCGAAGCCCAGUAUCCAAGAGAAGAGCUCACCAGAGUGGUCCGCAAUGCAGAUCCAAUAGCCAACUACCUACAAGAAGUAAUGCAGGAGGUCAAAGAAAAUCCUCCACCUAACAUCCCCUUGGGGUCCCUGGAUAUGGUUCAUAAAGCUAAAUGGGCUCAGGGUAUUCCAGGCAACUUUGAGAUUAUGGAGUACUUGGACUUGGAAGAGAUGGUUGUCCAAGUAGCAGAGAAAUGUCAGUUUCUCUUUAGGAAUGGUUAUUCUCCCAAGGACAUUGCCGUGCUUUUCAGCAAAGCAAGUGAAGUGGAAAAAUAUAAAGAUAAGCUCCUAAGAGCAAUGAGGAAAAGAAAAAUAUCUCAGCUCAGUGAGGAAUCUGACCUGUUCGUACAGAUCAAGGAUGCAUCAGAUAUCAUGGCCAAUCACAUUGUGUUGGACAGUGUCCGACGAUUUUCAGGCCUGGAAAGAAACAUCAUUUUUGGGUUCAAUCCAACAGCGGCCGAGCCAGCUGUUUUCCACAAUCUUCUGCUCUGUCUGGCUUCCAGGGCGAAGAAACAUCUCUAUAUUCUGAAGGUUUCCAUUUGA